AUGGAAAAGGAGUAUCUACGUUUUGACACAACAUGUCAAACUGAUGAGAAUGAAGAUAUACAACAACAUUGGUUCACAAUAGAAUUCCUAAAUAACAUCAAUUGUUUAGGAUUACCUAAUCACAAGUUGACUUUAAAGGCAAGAGUCGCUGUAAUGCUAUUGCAAAACAUAGACCGGACUUCAGGUUUAUGGAAUGGGACAAAGUUAAUAGUUAACAAGCUUGGCAAUAACAUAAUUGGAGCGAUGGUAAUGACUGGUAGAAAUAUUGGUGACAAAGUAUACAUUCCAAGAAUGAAGUUGAUCCCUUCAGAUUCAGGAUUGUCAUUUAAGUUCCAACGGAAAUCAUUUUUAUUAAUAGUGUGCUUUGCAAUGACCAUCAAUAAGAGUCAUGGUCAAUCAUUAUCACAUGUAGGGAUUUACUUGCAAAAAACAGUGUUUACUCAUGCGCAACUUUACGUUGCUUUGUCAAUAGUUAAGAGUCGUAGUAGCUUAAAGGUUCUAAUUCUAAACGAAGACGGCAAUCCAAAGUCAUCAAUAACAAAUGUCAUGUUCAAGGAAGUUUUAAUAAUAUUUACGUAA
Messenger RNA from Arachis ipaensis, 579 nucleotides. RefSeq lists its product as uncharacterized. Gene Ontology annotation, cellular component: replication fork. The record is from RefSeq and is a predicted model, not a curated record. Gene Ontology annotation, biological process: DNA replication. Lineage: Eukaryota; Viridiplantae; Streptophyta; Magnoliopsida; Fabales; Fabaceae.